CCAGCAGCACGUGCGGUGCAACGUUUCGCGCACACACCCCCCCCUCGUGACGUCAGCCAGGCCACGGGCUGCCGGGGCAGCUCAUUGCUACGACAAGCCAGCAGGCGGCAGGCGGCAAGCUGCCGCUACUUGCCACCGCUAGUGUCUAGGAAGCUAGGCUUGAAAGCAGCAGCAACAACACCACCACCACCACCAACAUCGUGGUUCAUUGAUUCCGUCCUCCGCCGAUUUGUCACGGCGGUCUCCAGCGUUUGCCGGCCGGAGCACGUGGGGGUUGACUGGCGGUGGCCACGCCGGUUGUACGACUGUAGAGGGUCCGGUGGUGCUGGUGGUGGCGUUAAUUACCGAUUUGGAAGCCUUUCACACCCCCCCCACCAUCCACCCCGCUACAUGGCUAAGCAUGCUUCGUCUACUCGGGAUACCGGGCGAUGUGCGUCUGUGGCUGGGGUCCCUGUCGUGUUCACGGCCUCGUCCCAGCUGUGGCUGUGGCUGCUGAUCGCCGUGGCCUUGCCGGGGCCGCUCGCCUUGGCAGCCGCAGCGCCAGGCGAGUGGACUGCUUGCUUGGAUACACAGUUCCAGUGCCGUAACGGACGGUGCGUGACUCUCACCUGGCGCUGUGAUGGUGACCUCGACUGCCCAGACAACAGUGACGAGGAAAACUGCCCGAAGCACACCUGCUCUGAGCGCGACUUUGUCUGCGGCAACGGCGACUGCAUCCCUCUGCGAUGGCUGUGCGACGGAGACGUGGACUGCGUGGAUCGUUCGGACGAAUCGCAGGAGCAUUGCAGCCACCGGACAUGCCUCACCACUGACUUCAGCUGCGGGGGCAUCGUGGCCCAGUGCAUACCCCAGGCGUGGCGAUGUGACCACGAAACCGACUGCAAGAACGGUGCCGACGAGCUGGACUGCGGCAACGUGACAUGCUUGCCGGACGAGUUCACCUGCGCCAACCACAAGUGCCUGGCAGGCCGCUUGCGCUGUGACCGCGAUGACGACUGUGGCGACGGCUCUGACGAGCUGGGCUGCCCCCAGCUCACGUGCGGCCCUCACGAGUUUGCCUGUGCCGACCUCCAGCAGUGCAUGCCCCGCCGCUGGGUUUGUGACAAAGAUCCCGACUGCCAGGAUGGCUCUGACGAGUGGGCGCAGCUGUGUGAUAAGGUGUCGGGCAACCCAGAGUCGAUGGCGACGCCGGACUGCGAGGCGAACGGCUACCGCUGCGGCAGCGGGGAGUGCGUGCACGGCAGCUGGAAGUGUGACGGUGCAGAAGACUGCAAGGACGGCAGCGAUGAGCACGGCUGCCAAUACCAGGCGUCGAUGGGGACGUGCCGCCCGGGCGAGUUUCCCUGCGUCAACGGCUCUGUGUGCGUCCCUGCGUUUAACUUGUGCGACGAGCGACUGGACUGCCCUGACGGGAGCGACGAGGCUCGAUGCCCGCCCAACGCGACGGACUCUUGUGAACCGGGCCAGUUCCAGUGCGGCACCAAGGACUGCAUCGCCGCGAGCAACGUGUGCGACGGUGUCGCUCACUGCAGGGAUGGCUCUGACGAACACAGCGAGAAGUGCGGUGUUAACGAGUGUUUGGUGAAAAAUGGUGGAUGUACCUCGAUUUGUCGGGACCUCCUGAUUGGCUACGAGUGUGCCUGUCAGCCGGGCUUCAAGCUCAUGCCCUCUGGGAAUUGCAUCGCUGAAGACUGUGAACCGGACCAGUUCGUGUGCGGCAGCAAGGAGUGCAUCGACCCCGCCAAGGUGUGCGACGGCACCAGCCACUGCAGGGAUGGCUCUGAUGAACCCAGCAGCCAAUGUGGGGUGAACGAAUGCCUGCACGACAAUGGAGGAUGCGCUUCGAUCUGCCAGGAUCUCAAGAUUAGCUACGAGUGCCAGUGUCUGCCGGGAUUUCAGCUCGUGGAUGGGAAAGUCUGCGUAGACGUGGACGAGUGCCAGCGUGUGGGCACGUGCAGCCAGGUGUGCGUGAACCUCAAGGGAGGCUUCAAGUGCGAGUGUCUCAACGGCUACCUCCUGGACCCCAAGACUGGCGUCUGCAAGGCUCUCGGCAAGGAACCGUACGUGAUCUUCACGAACCGCCACGACAUCCGCAAGCUGGACACGGCACGCAACGAGUACUCGCAGGUGGUGCCACGCACGCGCAACGCGGUGGCACUGAGCGUGCACGUCUCCAACAACACCAUCCUGUGGUCUGACCAACACCAGAAGCUCAUCCUCAGCGCUGUGAUCGGCAAGGCCAGUGACUCGAAGAACCACGCGGUGGUGAUUGAGCAAGGCUUGAGCUUUGUGGAGGGAUUGGCGGUGGACUGGAUCCACAACACCCUCUACUGGUCCGACUCUGGCUUCAAGACCUUGUCGGUGGCCACGAUGGACGGGCGGCGGCGCAAGUUGUUUGACAGCGGCCUGCAGGAGCCGCGUGCUAUCGUGGUGGACCCCAUCGCUGGAUGGCUUUACUGGUCUGACUGGGGCGAGCCGGCAAAGAUUGAGAAGGCCGGAAUGAAUGGUGCCAACCGGCACGCGAUCGUCACCCACGACAUCCAGUGGCCAAACGGCAUCGCUCUCGACUUGGCAAACCGCCGUCUCUACUGGGUGGACUCGAAGCUGCACACGCUCUCCAGCGUCGACAUGUCUGGGCAGGACCGUGUUACAGUGCUCGCAUCCUACAGUGAUCUCCUGCACCCGUUCUCGAUUGCUGUAUUCGAGGACAAGGUGUACUGGACGGAUGGUGAAGAGGAGGCCAUAUUCAGCAUGAACAAGUUCACAGGCAGUGGACGGCGUGUGCUUGCUGAAAACCUUCACAGCCCCCAGGACAUCGUGGUGGUGCACCCCCUCGCGCAGCCCAGCGGCCCCAAUCGGUGCGAGGGCAGUGGCUGCGAGUAUCUCUGUCUGCCGGCACCAAAGGUCGAUGCUGCAUUGCCGCUCUUCUCCUGCGCUUGUGCCGACAAUUCCCAUCUCAACCCCGACGGAAAAACCUGCAGCGCCGCCGUCGGCGUGGUGUCCACUGCAGCGCGACCGACCAUCAACGCCGAGAAUGCGCCAAUCCCAGGUGCCGCAGUUGGCCCAGGUAGUACGGCUGCCAUGCCCACCAUGGAAACAACUGCCCCCAUCAUCCCCACCCUGCCUACAGGCAACAGGGGCUGGCUGGAGGCCUGGCUGUCGACGGAAGCUCCGUCAAUUGCCACCAACGCGGAAUCGGAGGGUGGCUCUGCCUCCACGGUGGUCGGGGUUCUCAUCCCGUUGGCGAUCUUGGCCAUGGUGUGUGUGGCUGGCUUCUACCUUUGGCGGAACUGGAAGUUGAGAAACACCAAGAGCAUGAACUUUGACAACCCCGUGUAUCGAAAGACGACCGAGGACGACGACUUUGCGCUGGACCACAACGCGUCGCUCGGCCCCUCUGUGGGCCACGUCUACCCGCCGCUGCCCUGAUUGUCGCUGCUCUAUUCCCAGCUGAUGGCGGUGAGCACAGAAGACGACGAGUGAAGAGCGACACGUUCUCCUGUGGCUGUCGGCAGUGAGAUGGCCGUAUCGAUUCAACCCCCCCCCCCCCCCCCAUACACCUCCAACCUUAACAACAAAGCACUGGUGUUUGUGUUCAUGUUUUUUUUAUGUUGCACUAGCAGGAAGGAAGUUUGUCCCUUUUUUGUUGAAUAACUUGGUUGAAAAAGGAACUUGGAUUCGGGUAAAUCUUCUCCAUUUGCUAAUGUCCUGCACAAUUUGUCUACCAAUUAUAUAUAUAUACCCAGCUGGCUGGAACAUUGACGCUGUGUAAACUAAUUUCAUGCAACAAAAACAAAUCUGCCUCUUUCCCCCAAUUGUUUUUUUUCUUUCCAGGUAAACAAAUUGUGCAAUUUGAAGGCUCCGUCAGGUGCCUUUCUAGGGGCUGGGAUGCAAGGUGCACGAGUUCUGAGCCAUGUCCACGAGGAAGGGGAAAAACUUUAAAUGCCACCGAACCAAUCCCACACGAAGAGGGCAAUUCCAAUCUACAGCAAACUCGGUCGGCACAUCCCAUGCUAGAGAAUUUAACUCCUGCAUAGGUUUUCACUUGGGCCUUGUGGCUCCUGCGUGUUUUGUGGCUUUUAUUGGAUUGAACCUUGUGCGUUUUUGGCACUGUCCGUUUCACUCAGUAUGCCUGUGAGCCUCUUUUUAAUCCAUUCUGGACGCUUCCCAGCCUGUGGGGGUGCAUUUGACAUGAAAUCCAUGUGGUGCAACCUAAGAUCACGAACUAAAAGCAUGCCAAUGCAUCUUCUAUUGCUAGUUUACAAAAAUACAAUUUCUCCCCCCCCCCCCCCCCCUUACGUUGAGGUUGAUUCUCGUUUGGUACAGUAUUAUGAGACUUGUCUUGCAGUAGCCUCCUGAAUUCUUGUACCUCCCUUUCAGCUAUAAAUUGAAUGGCUUGUCUUUUGCUCUCAAAUGCACGUAGUUUUUCUGGUGCUAGCAUGUCCCUGUGGCACCCUCCCCUCCUGAUGCCAAUGCAACAACAAUCUUACAACUGGAGAACCUUUCUCAAUUACAUUGUUUUGUACACACAAGCUGCAAAUGCCUUGGGCUGGUACACCCCAGUGUGCAUUGCAGCGGUCAACCCCAUCAUAAUUGCAGUCAGUGGUGGCUUGCAACUUCAGGUUGGGAGGCUUGGUCGUUCUACCUAGAGGUUUUUACAGCCUCUGCAGAAAUAGGUUAUUAACGUUAAAGUGCUGGUCUACCCACUGGAUAAUUGUAAGAUUAUUUUUUUUUAGCUGUGUAUGUCUGCAAAGCCACUGUGCUUCGCAUGCCUAAAUUAAUCCACCUGCGCGGAUCUGCAAGACGGUGAUGGCUACAUGCAGCUUGUAGCCUCAACCUGACGCCACGUGGCCCAUCUUAAACCUCUGGUGGUGGUAAAUCGAGGUCUCUUUGAGCAGUGGUAUGCAUGGUGGAAGUAAUAGGGUUGGACAAGGGACGAUAACUUUUUUGUACGAAAGUGAAAAAAUAAGCGACUUGGUGCUUUGCUUGUGCAAAAACAAAUUUCAUUUUCUGCUGUACAUACAAACGUGGCUUGUCGCCGUAAUAUGUUCUGUGAAUCACUGAAAAGUUUGUGGGAAUUUGAUAAACGGGUGGAUUUUGCUUUUUGCAAAUAUUAAUUCGCCAUUGACUUGAGCCAGAGUAUUUAUUUGUGCUUUGUAUACGGUUUAUUUAUAAUUUUUGUCCUGCCAUGAUUUUUGUGACUACUGGAAUCUACAGACUCCCUGUGCUCCCCUCCCGUUGGUCCGAAAGAAGCAAAGCGGCGUUGCGCACAAUGUGAAAUUGACACCCCAUGUCUGUCCUUCAUUCGUCAACUGUACAAAGCUCUUAUUAAAGAAACGGUUUUCA
This is a messenger RNA of Petromyzon marinus (sea lamprey), 5346 nucleotides long. Its product is annotated as very low-density lipoprotein receptor-like. The record is from RefSeq and is a predicted model, not a curated record. Gene Ontology annotation, cellular component: plasma membrane; signaling receptor complex; apical plasma membrane. Gene Ontology annotation, molecular function: protein binding; hormone binding; calcium ion binding. Lineage: Eukaryota; Metazoa; Chordata; Hyperoartia; Petromyzontiformes; Petromyzontidae. Gene Ontology annotation, biological process: receptor-mediated endocytosis.